CACCGUGUGAUCAAGCGGAAGUGCUCGUGAGCCUUUCGGAAUUGAAGGCAUUUUCAGAUCAGAUUCGACAACUCGCGUCUCUGCGGCCAGUGUAGUGCGCACUGUUCACCGAUUUGAACGCAAACACAAUGUGCGUGUGCGUUUAGGGCACAACCGACAUGUUCCCGUCGGAUAGCCCGGAGCUGCAAGGCGGAUAGUCUGCACACGUCGUUGGAUUUUUGAGGGAAGCCAGUGUUUUAUCACUGCAUUUUCGAACGGAAACUCCUGGGUUAGUAAUUGUAACCAUUCGUAUGUUGGACGCAUAAUUGCUGCUACAAUUCAACUGAGUAGAGAAACGGAGUUAAGAGAAGGAACAGUGGACAUAGACUAUUCGAUUCAGUAGGCGACACAUCCAAAUCUGUAACUGGAUCUCAUGAGCGCUAACCAACAAGCUAACUAGCUACAUGGGACGUACUUUGCUGAAAUAUUCCAUUCCAACUGGGACGACUUCAUCAGUUCCCUUAACACGCAUACGCCCAGAAAUGCCCAGAUGGUAGACUAGAAGGCAAGAGACUGGCACGUGGAGAGAAAACACACCUUUGUGUUGAAGGAAAAGCAAGUAAUUGACAACGCAUCGAACGUGUGGCCCCUUUCGUCAUGCGGCGGUGGGGGAGGAUCGGAGCAGGGACCUCGCAGCGGAUUUCAUGUUUCGCAACAAUGUUAAUGCUCCUCAUCUCAGGAUUAUAGGCUAAGGCUCGAAAAAUGAGGACCGCUUGUUACAUUACAUUCUUACAUUUGUGAACACAGCUGUAUUGACUUAAUCUGAAUGCGAUUUAAUUUAUACUUCCGAAUUCAUAUCCAUUUAGCUGCCUAAUUCCCAAGAAGGCUACACGUUUUAUUGAGCAGCUAGAUAUAUUUUUUCGGUCCAGAGAAUUUGUGGAGCAAGCGCAACGUCAGUGCGUGCAGUUGGUCCAAUUAAUCCCCAGAAAAUCUACAUAUCUUAAAGCAAACGCAUUCUAUGCCAAUCUGCCACACAUUUUACGUUUUUCAAAGUAUUCUUUUUGCCCACUUGUAAAUGGCUUCAUUCCCAGACACCGACCUGCAAACAUGCCCCCUGUGCAAGGAGCUGUGCGGGUCUUCUGCUCCGAUCUCCUCCAACUCCUCUACCUCAUCGUCCUCAUCUCAGACCUCAAGUUCAUCUACCUCAUCUUCCAGAAGGCUCCACGUACUCCCCUGUCUACAUGCAUUCUGUAGGCAGUGCUUAGAGGGCCAGCGGAACCCCGGCGACCCACUGAAACUUAGGUGCCCAACUUGUGACCAAAAGGUUUCCAUGUCCGAAUCCGGGGUAGACGCCUUGCCAUCCUCAAAUUUUCUCUUCAACAACUUGCUUGAUGUUGUAGUUGCGUCCGAGGAGCAAAACAAGACUAACUGCAGAAUCAACCCACACAGUAGCCUUCUUCGACCACAUCAGUUCACCGAACCUCAGUGCAGUUCCUGCGAUGAGGGCAACCCCGCUACCUCACACUGCUUGGACUGCCAAGAGUACCUCUGCGACAACUGUGUCCGGGCGCACCAGCGGGUCCGUUUAACCAAAGACCAUUUUAUUGAAAGGUUACUGGAGAGCUUGCACAUUGGAGGCCGGAUCAACAACUCCAACACUCCGGUGAGCCUCUCCCAGUCGUUCCAUUCGACCUACUCGUUUCUGCCCGUCUUUCAGGAGCGAAUGGAUUUCUGUCAACAGCACGAUAACGCGGUGCUGCGCUUCUUCUGUGACAGCUGCUCGGUGCCCAUCUGCCGGGAGUGUAGUGCUGGGCGGCACGCCGGACACAGCUUCACCUACCUGCAGGACGCUGUGCAGGACUGCCGUUCCCUCACCAUCCAGCUGCUUGCUGACGCCCAACAGGGACGCCAGGCUGUGCAGUUGAGCAUUGAGAAGGCCAAGGCGAUCGCCGAGCAGGUGGAGCUGAAGGCCAAGGUGGUGCAGACGGAGGUGAAGACCAUCACCCUGCGCCACAAGAAGGCCCUGGAGGAGCGGGAGUGUGAGCUCCUGUGGAAGGUUGAGAAGAUCCGGCAGGUGAAGGCCAAGUCCCUGUACCUCCAGGUGGAGAAGCUCCAUCAGAAUCUGACCAAGCUGGACACCACCAUCGCCACCGUGCAGCAAGUGCUGGAGGAGGGAGGGAGCCUGGACGUGCUGCUGGCGCGGGAGCACAUGCUGGCACAGAUCGAUGAGCUGAAGGCCCUCCGCUGCCUGCUGCAGCCGCAGGAAGACGACCGCAUCGUCUUCACCCCACCUGACCAGGCGCUCUUCAUCGCCAUCAAGUCCCUGGGCCUGAUCAGCAGCGGCGCGUACGCCUCGGCCUCCAAAGCCCAUGGCGAGGGCCUGAAGCGAGGCCUGCAGGGCAAGGUGGCCUCCUUCACCGUGGUGGGCUAUGACCACGACGGCGAGCCCCGGCUGUCCGGAGGAGACGGCGUCUCAGCCGUGCUCAUGGGGCCAGACGGGGCCCUGUCCAGCGCAGACGUCUCCGACCAUCAAGACGGCACCUACACUGUCAGCUACCUGCCCAAGAGCGAGGGCGAGCACCUGCUCUCAGUGCUUAUCUGCAACCAGCACAUCGAGGGCAGCCCCUUUAAGGUGCUGGUCAAGUCGGGCCGCAGCUACGGGGGUGUCGGGCUGCCCAUGGUCUCCUUUGGGGGCGAGGGCGACGGGGACGGGCAGCUGUGCCGUCCCUGGGGCAUCUGCGUGGACAAGGAAGGGUUCGUGGUGGUGGCAGACCGGAGCAACAACCGCGUGCAGAUCUUCAAGCCGUGCGGCACGUUCCACCACAAGUUCGGCACCCUGGGCUCACGGCCGGGCCAGUUCGACAGGCCGGCGGGCGUGGCCUGCGACAGCCAGCGCAGAAUCAUCGUUGCAGACAAGGACAAUCACCGCAUCCAGAUCUUCACUUUCGAGGGCCAGUUUUUACUCAAGUUCGGUGAGAAGGGCACAAAGAACGGGCAGUUCAACUACCCCUGGGAUGUGGCCGUGAACCCAGAGGGCAAAAUCCUGGUGUCCGACACACGCAACCACCGUGUCCAGCUCUUCGGCCCUGAUGGCACGUUCCUUAACAAGUACGGCUUUGAGGGGGCCCUUUGGAAGCAUUUUGACUCGCCCCGCGGUGUGGCCUUCAACCAGGAAGGUCACCUGGUGGUCACCGACUUCAACAAUCACCGACUGCUAGUCAUUCGGCCUGACUGCCAGUCUGCACGCUUCCUGGGCUCGGAGGGAACGGGCAAUGGGCAGUUCCUUCGUCCGCAGGGUGUCGCUGUGGACCAGGAGGACCGCAUCAUCGUGGCUGACUCCCGCAACCAUCGCAUUCAGGUGUUCGAGGCCAACGGCAAUUUCUUAUGCAAGUUCGGCACUCAGGGCAAUGGCUUUGGGCAGAUGGAUCGCCCAUCGGGUAUAGCUGUUACCCCUGACGGAAUGAUUGUCGCCGUGGACUUUGGUAACAACCGAAUCCUCAUGUUCUAAGCAAUGCUGUCUUUGCUCAUUGCAAAGGAAGUGUAGUGAAGAAGCAUAGAAAAGAAGAUUUUUGGUACACACCCAUCAGGAGCAAACUUCACAAGAAUGGAAAACAAAUGUCAAUAGUAGAGUGGAAUCUCAUGUUCUACCACAAUUCAGUUGAUAAAUGCCUUUUUAGUUUGUCAGAGCUUAUUGAUGCCGUUUGCUCAGCGUAGCUGACAGAUCAACAGAUCUAACAAGCAGUCCUUCCUCUCUCCAUCAGGUUUGGCUGCUCAAAUGGGAUGCCAUUUUUGCUCUUGAUGUGUGUUUCAAAUCUUUUUUCUGUCUGAUUUUUUUCUCAGGGAAUUUCUUUCAUUCUUGAAAUAUUUUACUCUCUGCAUCAUACCUACCUCAUCUAGCUUAUGUAUGAAUGUACUCACAUUGUUUUUUGUGUGCAGAGACUUAGUCCAUGAAGUUUUAUAAAGAAACAUCUACCUCAGUGCUUUUUUUUUAGCGAGAGAAAACUACAAAAAUGAAGCAAUGUUUGAUUUGCAUUUGCACAGCUCGCACAAAUUUUCCCAGUUGUUAACUGUGCACAUAAAGCAAUUGAAAUACCCUGAAUGUUUCUGAAAACAAUGUUCAAAUUUACCAAGGUGGCAUGUUUUAGCCAAAGCAUGCAACCAUAUUUAGAGAUCUACUGUGUUUUUCAUGUUUUGUUUGUAGUUCUGUCAGUCAUCUGCCUCAUACCUCUGCAAAACAUUUUACCUCAAGACUACACAAUACCUCUACGGGUCCAGCUGCCUUUCCCAAGUGUUUUCUAUUUCAAAAGGAUUUUAUGAUGCAAAGUAAAGGGGCUCAGUCACACUUACUUGACUGGCUGUAUAUAGUCGAGACCAUUAAUCUCAAAUCUGUCAACUUAAAUGGCAUAUAAAAAGUAUAAUGUUAAUCAAGAUUUACUGCAAGAAUGCUGCAAGGAACCAAAAAAUGCCCAAACUCCCUAUUUAAUGUUUUCUAAAAAAAGAGAGAAUUGCUUUAGUGAAAAUUGCAUUUGUUUUCCAAAUUAUUUUUUUGGGGAGAAAUCUUCGUCAGAGGGCAUAAUAUUUAGAUAGAUUGUAACUGAUGCUGAUUUCUAAUGAAUUUACCGAUCCUCUAUUUGAUUUUUUUGUCCUACAGAAUUAGUAUCUUAAAUGUAUUAUUAUGACUGCACAACUUGAGGUGAAAGACGAUAAGGUGAUGUUUGUUGGAAUGGGCACAUUGGUGCUGGGAGGAAAAGAAAUAUAGGAUUUAAUCCAAACUUUGUCGGAUUUCUUAGUUGAGUUUUAGUUCGCCAUUGUCUGGGCAAAAUUGAGUUUUCAGACUACAAUUGAAAAGCUAUAGCCAAGUCCAGGCGGGAUCUACUUGGUGGUGGUGAGGCUUCAGCUCUUAGAGAAACAGUUCCAUUUGUCUUGUUUCAUGGGCUAGUUCCUCCGUGAUCUCUCUUGUGUGGGGUCAGCAGGUCAUGUUGAGGCAUCAGUAGAAUGCAGUCAGCAGAAUGCACCUCAGACUGCCUCCGCCCCUGAGGUAAUAGUUUAGGGCGCCUGGAGUGGAACCACUUGCAAGACAAAGCCAUCUUGUUCACUCCUUAUGUCGUCUUGACUAAAAUCAAGUUGUUCAUUGCCACCUAAAACGUAAUGGUAUCAGUAUUUCCAACAAAAGCACAUACAUUGUCUGAGGAGAAGAUACGUUUAAUUCCCAUUCAUGUUGUGGGAUACAUGUGACAUGGUUUGGACCACAGAUUCUCAGUGAGGGCACAAGGGAAAUCACUUGGAUCCACUGAGCUACUUGUUCACUAAGUGCUUGGAGCGUAGCCUGAAGCACGGUGCAAGUGUCACACUUUCUCAGAAAGCAGAAAUGUCACCCCUCAGUGUAACGUGAAAGGAACAAACAUCUGAGGGUCUGAAGUUGGCAGUCUGCAUUGUGAUAGUCAUCAUAGACAAGGUGAAGACUUGAAGACUUUCUUUGUUUUGUGUCCAUCAGCCAUCGGAACUGGCUUUGUCAGAAUUGAACAGCAUUGGAAUCUCCCAUUGUAAAUUACCAGCCUACUAGCAUUUAAGAGAAAUAGCUUUCCAUUUCUAUGAAGUUAAAGGACCUUGUCCAUUCCUUGUCUCAGUUUGCUCAACUAAUAUGUUACUGCUUGGAAAGUCAUUGUUGAGUGGAAUUACUUCUAUGAUCAUCUUCAGUAUUUAGUUGCAUAUACAGUAGUGCAGAGUAUGACAAGGUUAAGACACUUAGGGGGUACACAUAGGUUUAAAACAAAACAAACCCCAACGUAUCUUUAUAUCACUACAAUUCACAUUAACUUAAUCCAUGCAGACUACAGUGCUUCCUCCCUCAUUUUUAUCACAACACUUAUUCAAAUUGUGUUUCUGCUAGAAGUGUCAUGGUGUGCCUUUCUACAACACAAGCGUGAUGAUCAGCACUGAAUUAAACAUCUUGCCAAAAUAGUGACCAUACUUUAUAGCCCGUGCCAAACCUCUGGUCAAAUGAGUUGUGCUAGUGCGAUGAUACUCAGCUGCUGUUGAUGUCUGACCUCACAGAUCAUCUGUUUGCCUCAGUGUUACUGAAGACCUGUUAUCCUCUGACCUCAGUCUUCCUGCAGUCUGUGUUGUUUUACCUCAGUGGAAGUGAGGUUUUGUCUGUAAGACGGCCUUUUCCGAUGAUUCUGUAUGUCCCUUCAAGUGUGUGACACUGGAGUUCACCACACCCUAGUUACUGCAUUUUAAUGUUUCCUCAGGCUUAACUCCAGCAGAUGUUUGCAAGGUUCCUUGGUGAACUGAGGAUAGCUUCUCGACGCCAUUCAUGCCCGCGUAAAGAAAUCCCUUCUCCUUUAGCUCCGCGUCACAGACAACAGACUUGCUUUUGUAGAGCCAUAGCUGGAGAAAUCUAGUAGACCACUGAGAAAAGUACUAAAAACCAAAAGGAGCUUAAGGAUGAAAAGUGUGAAUGUGAAGUGUGUGGGAUAAGAAAGCGGCUGCAGUUGGCCUGUGGCUGGUAGCGUGCGUGUGAGAGGUCGAGCUUUUCACCCAGUGUUACCUGUGCUCAAAGUUGAACACAGAGCUGCAGAGACGCCUCCCAAAAGAUCCUAAGAUCUAUACUCUUUAAGAGCAAAAAAAAAAAAAAAAAAAAAAAACCUAUAUUUAUAUUUUUGCAUGCUUUAAAAGUCCUUGUAGAAAAGUGGAUUUAAAAAUAAGAAUUAAGAAAUUAAUAUUUGAUGACACUUUUAUGAUGUACCAAAAAGUUUGUAUGGUAGAUUGUGGUGGAUGGCUUUGACCUAUACGAUUGUAUUUCUCUCUCAUGAAUAGCUUUACAGAGCCCAAGAAGGGUACCUCAUUGUGCAAGACACUAGUGAAAAGGUCUUUUGUCCAUGAUGCCUUCACACAUGCAGUAGUCUACAGCUUCAAAAAUCAUGCUUUGUUCCCAACUGGAUUAUACUUAAAACUGCCAAAUAGUUUGCUAAAAUGGAUUUCCAUGGUUUGCAUGGAAAUGGAAACGUUGGCCCUUGAAGUACCUCUUUCCCCGAGCUCUGUUCUGAUGUACGGUGUACCUUCAUGUCAUGUUUUACCGAACAAUCAUCAGGAACGCAGUGUGCGGAGAUGUGUCUGUAACCUAGUUCACCAGUCAGUGCAAGAGCUUUGAAAAACCAAAAUGUUAACAUCAGUGCAGUGUAAGACGCAACGACCCACGGUUCUGUGCAGUCACUGAACACGUGCUCCCUCAGCUGCCCAUGGGCCUCUUGAUGAUGGAACAUCUUCUUGAGAUCACAAUUUGAGGAGGCCUCAGCCUAUGAUGGCAUCAGGUUCAUUUGAACAUUUAUCUCCAUCAAUGCUGAUGAGUAUCAGCCCCCUGCAUAUUACAACAUAGAUAUACUAAUUGGGUCUCUGAUGUUUUUCCUUUAUGGGUUUCUUUCCCCAUUACAAACUAUUUUAGCCCGUUUCUGACUAACACACACACUCACGCACACAUCUUCUCAGAAGUGCAUGGUCCAAGACCCAUUUUAAUGAUUGUAUUGUCUUCUGAUGUAUACACAUGUAAGAACAACUCAGGUAGCUUUCUAGAGAUUAAAAAUCCAAAUCCAAUGUUUGUUUCCCGCCAUUUUAUAGUGAAUCCGCUGUUAGUACUUUUAGUAUCUGAUCUGUGUGUGUGUGUAUGUGUGUGGAAGUACAUUUGUCUUGAUCCAUCUGUUUAAAAAAAAAAAAAAAGAAAUUUGCUGUUUGUGAAAUUUCAAAGGAUCCCCUCAUGUUUUAUUUCCAUUGAACUGUUUAAAGAAAAGAUUAAGCGACACAUAAGAUUUGACCAUUUUGUAGAAGUUCACCUUUAUGUCAGCUUCUCAAAGCCACAGAGAAAUGAUGGUGGGAUAUUCUUUCCCCUGCUUUCCCCAUUCUCUCAAAGGAAUCCCUCAAUUUCUCAGGAAACUAAUUGGCACAAUUUCUGUUAUCAGCAGCCAAUCAACCCGACCAAAGAAAGAAAAGUUCUCAAGUCUUGGUUUGCCUUCAAAUAAGUCAGAAAUGCCUUAAAAAUCCUUAAAAUGAAUCAUCUAUAUGAACCACCUCCUCAAGCAAUGCAGUGAGCAUGUCACUCCCUAAAAUGUUUUCUCCUUUGGUCCUGCCAUCACAAUUGGACUAAGAAUCCCACUGCCAUUUUCUGUUGUGUGUGAUUGUGGUUUUGACUGCUGUUUCAGGCUCCGGGGUCAAAGGGUAGAUGUGUGGAGAAGGACGGAUGGUUUAUGGUAGAGGUACUCCAAGAGCCCCUCUCUCUCCUCUCUCUCCUCUCUUGACUCCACUCCUCUCCCCUCACCCCUGCUUUCUCAACUGUUUGGUGUAAUGUCAGUGUUUUCAAAAAAAAAUCUGAUGAGAGACUAAAAUACUAUGUGGCCUGCAGUCUCGGUCUCUGGUCUUGGUGGACUUUAAACAUUUCCUAUGCAGUUUUUGAUUUUAUGUACUGUUGUUUACACUUAGAAUAAAGUUGUACCUCUUGGAUCCUGA
This is a messenger RNA of Alosa alosa (allis shad), 8478 nucleotides long. It is a transcript of the gene trim71, whose product is annotated as tripartite motif containing 71, E3 ubiquitin protein ligase. The record is from RefSeq and is a predicted model, not a curated record. NCBI's taxonomy places the organism in Eukaryota, Metazoa, Chordata, Actinopteri, Clupeiformes, Clupeidae. Gene Ontology annotation, molecular function: protein binding; ubiquitin protein ligase activity; zinc ion binding. The transcript is spliced from 4 exons. The coding region runs from base 1055 to 3487 and encodes 810 amino acids. Gene Ontology annotation, biological process: protein polyubiquitination; proteasome-mediated ubiquitin-dependent protein catabolic process.